CCCGCCGGCCGCUCGCACCGGGCGCCAUGUUCGCCGUGAAGCCGAAAGCCGUCAUCGGCUUCAACCUCUACUGCGGGGGCUCUCCGGGGCCGGGCCCCGCGGGGCCGGGGGCGCUGCCGGGCCCCGCCGCCGCCGCCGCCGCCGCCGCCGCUGCGGAGCCGCCCCGCGAGCGCUCCGGGGCCGCCGCCGGCCGCGCCGACCCCCCCCGCGCGCUGAUUGGCCGGGGCGCGGCGCCGCGCGCUCUGAUUGGCUGCGGCGCGACUCUCUGGCGCCCCGAGGAGGAGCUGGACGGGUGCGAGCCCGAGCCCGAGCGCGGCCCCGCCGCCGAUUCGCUGCCCGGGACCCCGCCGGGACCCCCGGAUGGGCUCCGGCAGGACUCGCUGGAGCUGAUCAGCCGCUACCUGCGGGAGGUGGCGGGGGAGGCGCAGCCCAGCAGCAAGAAGCUUUUUCCGGGACUCCUGGGUGGUCCCGACCGGCCCGGCGCGGCGGGGGAUGCUGUGAUGGAGAAGGCGCUGGAGACGCUGCGGAGGGUCGGUGAUGGAGUGAUGCAGAAACACGAGCUCGCUUUUCAAGGGAUGCUGCGGAAGCUGGAAAUCCAGCAGGAGGAGGACCUGCAGUCGGUGGUGGAGGUGGCUGCACACCUGUUCAGCGACGGGGUGACCAACUGGGGACGAGUGGUGACCCUCAUUGCCUUUGGAGCCUUCGUGGCCAAGCACCUGAAGAGCAUCAAGCAGGAGCAGAGCAUCAGUUCCCUGGCUGGGAUCAUCACGGACGCCCUGGUGUCGUCCAAGCGCCAGUGGCUGGAGAGCCAGGGGGGCUGGGAUGGCUUUGUGGACUUUUUCCGAGUGGAGGACCUGGAGGGCAGCAUCAGGAACGUGCUGAUGGCGUUUGCAGGAGUGGCUGGCCUGGGGGCCAGCUUGGCCUACAUGAUCCGGUGAGGCUGGAGCUGCCCAGGACCAGGACUUUGGCAGGGCUGGCACCCUGGGGCUGCAGAGCUGCCCACCCCUCGGGGCUGCUGGAGCUGGACUCCUGAGGAGUGACCUGAGGAGGACAUCGAGGGAUCCCCGGAGCAGCUCGUUCCCGAGGAAGAGGAAGGUGUGAGCCGAGGUUGUGGGUGCUGAUGGAGGAGUUGCUGCUUUGGGAGCCCGGUGUGGAGGAGCUGUUACUCUGCUUCCUUCGAGAGGAUGGUGCUGGGGGGCUCAAGUGGAACUUUCUUCACUUAGAUCCCGGAGGAACCAUCCGGGAGCUCCAGCAGCUCCUGCCUGGACUGAGGCCUCGGGGCUGGGCGAGGCAGCUGAGCCCGGAGCAGAUGUUUGAGGCUUGUGGUUGUGGGUUUUUUUUCUGGAAAUAGCACCUUCUGCUGCUGCUGCCCUGCCUAAACUUGCAGCUCUGUUGCUGGAGCAGAAGCACUGGAUGCUGGAAGUGUUGUGCCAGCCUGUAGCUGCUCCCAGGUGCUGCCAGCAGAGCUGUGCCACACCUGGGACCCUCUGCCUGGAGCCCCCAGCCCUUUCCUUGGAGGGGUCCUGGGGGUCACACCCAGCUGUGUCCUAGCCCCAAACAGCCUCUCCUGGCUGCACAAAGACAGUGGAGAAACAGCAAGUGCGUUUGGAAGAACGUAAAAAACAAAACCAAUGGGCUGGGAAGGAUGCAGAGAACCUGUAAAUGUCCAUAAAUCUGUAGAAUGUAUACAUUUUUACAGAGCUGACGACACAAAAAUGAGGAAUUCGUUCUGAAUGUGGGUGCACUGUGCUUCAUUCCUGAUGGGAAGUGGCAUUUUUGUGGCAAAGCCUCUCCUCCUGCCUUGACUCCACUCGAGCCUUUCCCCCCAGUGCUGGAGCAGCACAGCCAGGGAGGGUGACAGCAGCAGUGACCACGGCUGGCUGGCAGCAGCUGAUCUUUCUGUUUGUUUUAAUCUUUUUUUGGUCAUUCUUGCCCUCCUGGUGGGGGUGGGGAGCUGUGGAAGUUGAUCUGGCCACUUCCUUCUCUUCCCUUCUUCCUCCUGCUCCUCCAAGCCAUGAGCUGGGCAGAGCUGAUGUUUGAAUGUAAAACGUUCUGGGGCUGCCUCUGCCUCGUGCAGCUCCCUCAGGGCUGGCCCUGGGCUCUCCCCUCGGUGGCUUUGCUGCCCAGGGGGCUCUGGGGGGGCUGCACUGCUGGGACCCCGUCCUUGUCCCCAGGAUGUGACCUGGAGCCUGAGCCACGGCCAGCUCAGCAAUGGUGCUACAGCCAGGCCCUGCUUGUGUGCAAAACAAGCUGUAGUUUGGUCAAUAAAUGUUUUUUUGUUCUCA
Molecule: messenger RNA, 2285 nt
Organism: Catharus ustulatus (Swainson's thrush)
Lineage: Eukaryota; Metazoa; Chordata; Aves; Passeriformes; Turdidae
Gene: MCL1
Product: MCL1 apoptosis regulator, BCL2 family member
Exons: 3
Coding region: 27-938 (303 amino acids)
Biological process (GO): release of cytochrome c from mitochondria; intrinsic apoptotic signaling pathway in response to DNA damage; extrinsic apoptotic signaling pathway in absence of ligand
Cellular component (GO): mitochondrial outer membrane
Molecular function (GO): protein heterodimerization activity; channel activity; protein homodimerization activity
Source: RefSeq, a predicted model, not a curated record